Aspergillus wentii DTO 134E9 is the source of this 1527-nucleotide messenger RNA. Its product is annotated as cytochrome P450. NCBI's taxonomy places the organism in Eukaryota, Fungi, Ascomycota, Eurotiomycetes, Eurotiales, Aspergillaceae. The transcript is spliced from 8 exons. The record is from RefSeq and is a predicted model, not a curated record. Bases 1 to 1527 code for a protein of 508 amino acids. Gene Ontology annotation, molecular function: iron ion binding; heme binding; monooxygenase activity.
AUGCUUCAAGAUAUUCUUUCCAUUAUUUCUUCGGGUGGUCCUCUUCCCUUUGUAGCCACAGGCUUGGCCUUGGUGGUUACUUGGGGGUUUUAUACCACGAAAGUCCACAGUCUAUCGAAAUUCCCGGGCCCGUUGGGCGCCUCUCUAUCGAGGUUAUGGAUUUUUCUCCAUGUUUUGACUGGAAAGGCAGAAAAAAGGGAGAGACGGUUGCAUGAGAAAUAUGGGCCUAUCGUUCGAAUAGCACCUGAUGAACUUUCGAUCAGCGAUCCGCAGGCUAUGAAGAUUAUAUAUGGGACUAAUACUGGGUUUACAAAAACGGACUUCUAUACGGUUUGGAAGCCUACGUUUGUGAGACACCCGGAUCACUUUGCAUCCUUGGAUGAGAAGGUCCAUUCUGAGCGACGAAAAAUUGUCAACCCUGUUUACUCCAUGUCGAGCAUCGUGGAGUCCGAAGAGUAUAUCGACAAAUGUGUUGCGUUGUUUCUGGAGCAACUUGAUGGGUUUGCAGACAGGAAGGAGGUGCUUGACUUUUCGACAUGGGCUCGAUUAUACGCCUUCGACGUAAUCGGAGAGCUAUACUUUAGCAACAUGUUCGGUUUUAUGAAGAACCAAGGAGAUGUAGAUGACUAUAUUUACUCACUGGACACCCUGGUACCCAUCAUGGCACUUGCCUCCAUUAUGCCCGUAUAUACACGACCCUUGUUUCUUUAUGGUGGGGCGUUGUUUUUCCCUUCGAUCAAAAGAGGACUGAAAUCGCUUGCCGCUAUUGACAGAGAAGCUGGAAGCUGUGUCGAGGAACGCCUACAAUCUGAACGAGGGGGAAAGCCUCAGCGAAGGGACAUUCUGAGGAAGCUUUUUGAGAUUUGGGAGACGUCUGGUGUUGCAUCAGACUUUGAACAAAUCGAUAUCAAGGCGGAGAUCUAUAGCGCGUUACUCGCUGGAAGUGACACGACAGCAACUGCUCUCUCAUCAACCAUGCACUACCUCGUGAAGGAUCGACGUGUAUAUGCCAAACUUACCGAAGAGAUCGACGAGGAAACACAAAAGGGAAACCUCAGUCCUGGUAAUAUCCGCUAUAGUGAAGCCACCAAGUUACAGUACCUAUGCGCCUGUGUCAAAGAGGGUAUGAGGAUGAAUCCCAGUGUGUCGUUCACUCUGCCACGUCAUGUUCCAAAAGAAGGAUGCGAAAUGGCAGGCUUCUGGAUUCCUGGUGGAACAAAAGUCGGCAUGAAUGCAGCGGUCCUCCAUUUCGACAAGGGAGUAUUCGGAGAGGAUGCGGCCGAGUAUCGACCUGAGCGCUGGCUGGAGCCUGGCGCUGAGACGAUGAACCGAUAUAUGCUACAUUUUGGUGGAGGAUCAAGGACCUGUCUAGGAAAGAAUAUUUCGAUGUGUGAGAUGUACAAGCUGAUUCCCCAGAUGCUUCGAAAGUUCCAUCUCGAGCCUAAGAAUCCAACAGAGGACUUGAAGACCUCUAAUUUUUGGUUUAAUAAAACGAUUGGUGUUGGUAUUCAAGCUCAUAGGCGAUAA